Syngnathus acus (greater pipefish) is the source of this 3975-nucleotide messenger RNA. It is a transcript of the gene gper1, whose product is annotated as G protein-coupled estrogen receptor 1. Gene Ontology annotation, biological process: G protein-coupled receptor signaling pathway; cellular response to estradiol stimulus. The transcript has 2 exons. The record is from RefSeq and is a predicted model, not a curated record. Gene Ontology annotation, molecular function: G protein-coupled receptor activity; nuclear estrogen receptor activity. Lineage: Eukaryota; Metazoa; Chordata; Actinopteri; Syngnathiformes; Syngnathidae. Gene Ontology annotation, cellular component: membrane. Bases 2145 to 3170 code for a protein of 341 amino acids.
CAAUUUUUGAGUCCUCAGAAAAACGAGCUUUUCGAAAACGUCAACGAUUAGAGUCAACAAACUUUGUAAAGUCAUUUAUGAGAUUGACAUUUUUUCGAGAAAGAUUUCAAGAAGAAUUGGGACGUUUGGGGUUAAUUCUUCAUCGAAUACUUUUAAAUUAAAUUGAGUAAAUUGUGUUCCGCCAUCUAGUGGUCAAGAAUAGAAUUACAUCCAAAAUGUGAACAUUUAACAAUAAAUUUUAAGCUUGUAGUCUUCAACGAAGAGUGUGACAAAAAAAAAACAUUUUCAAGUCCUCAAGGAAACUAGUGUAUGUUUUCAUAUACAUCAAAGAUAUUUCUUCUUAGCCAAACCUACUUUACCUGUUUUCACAAGACCGCUAGAGUCAAUGACAAAGACUGAAAUGUUAAUUAUUUGAUUAAGUUAAUUACUUAAUGCCGGUUAUCCCUUUUCAACACUGCUUAUUGAAAAGCAAACACAACCGUCCACACCCUUGUUAAUCUUCCUUUUGUUGAUUUUUUUCCUUGUUGCUAAGGUCACACACAAAAAAAUGCUGUUGAGAGAUUGUCCUUAUUUGUGUGUGGUUUGCGACUCUUGGAGUUGUUGCGAUGUCAUCGUUUGCUUCCAGACUUUUAAGUGGAGGCAGAUGAGACUCAUGGUUGGAACCUCCCCUCGGGUAGACCGCCCACUCAGCCCUGAACCCGAUUACUUGCCAUCAACUGUCACUUGUAAGGUCAUUAUAUCCAGAUUAAAGUCACUGGACGGUAUAUAAGGCGCACCUGCAUUGUAUAUCUUUAUGGACAGUAUAGCUUUGACGACAGUGAAAAUGUCCAGACUGUUUCCCCUAUUUUGUAAUGUUACGUCCUUAUUCCAAAAUUAAAUCAAUUUUUUUUCUGCUGAAAAUUCUACACGUCACAUAUUGACAAUGUGAAAGAAAGUAUUUCGUAAAUACAUUCAAAUAGAAAAUCAUUCAUUUUAGUGGACAUAAAAGACUGACUUACAGUAUACAUUCAAGUCUUGUUUUUUUUUUUUAAACAAGCGUUUGAGCGCUCACUCCAAUCAAACACUGUGUUAGAGGGCCCCCUAGCGGAUUUGAGACAGAAGUGCAAUCUUCACUGUGCCAGUCUUUUUUUUUUUUUUUUGGAGGUGCCAAAAGAGUCACUCGUCAGGCAUUAAAUUAGAUAUUGGCUCAUAUCGUUUUCACUUGUGCCUGAAGGCUAAUUAGAUCACAGAAAGUCUUUAGUGUCAUUGCGCAACGCUCACUGUUAUUGAUUCAGGGUCCCUACUGGACUGAAACCUGACAUAAUUGGAAACAGGUCCUCUUUUGUAUUUACUCUAGAUCUGAACUAGACCAUUUAGUCUUCGACAGUUUUUUUUUUUAAUAGUCUGUAAAGUGACAGUAGAGGUCCUGAUAGUUGCUUAUAAAAAAAAUAAUUCUAUUUUACUCUAAUUGUAUUAUUCUGAUUCAAUCUGCAUUAAUGCUCCCAUGCAGGGACAAAUGUACUGGUGUGUGUCCACUUUAUUGACGCAGACAGGCGCCCAAUUAGAUUGUAUUUUUUUUAAAUUAUGUUAUUAAAAUCUUUAUCUGUGUACAAGAACGGUAAAUUGAAAUUCUAUACAUAAAAAAAAUUAAUAUUAAUAAAUAGUGAUGUAGCUGUUUAAAAUUGAUGUAACUUUUAAAGAUGGGAGAAAAGGGAAGCUGAGUCGUCAUGUCAAAAGUCCAAGUGACAUGUUGUUGGCCCGCCUCCUCCCCUCUCCGAAAAGGGGGUGGAGGGCACUCACAGCAGGUGGUGCGGCAGAGGAUCACGGACAUGAGAUUUGAUAAUCUCCACUUGUCUGACUUGGGCACAGGAUAAGGAGAACCAAAUUUGGGGACAACUCAGGUGUCUCAUCGGAAUCGUCUCCAGCCGAGAUCGGCUGAAUAAAGAUGGAGCGGCGGGGGGAAAGCGGCGGCCAGUGACGCAUCGAAUCAAUCUCAGGUGUGCUAAGGCCAAAAGGUGUCAUGGCGGUGCUCCUUGGUUGCGGCAGGAGUGCGUCCCCCUCAAUUGCCAACGGAGCGUUCCUCCAUCAGGAUGGAUGAUCCAGUUGACGGGCUCCAACCAUGUAGCGGUGUCAGGUGAUCCGAAAACGUUCCCACGGCAGCCACUAUGGAAGUGCAAACCACCUCCCUGGUGUGGAUUUACGUUAACGUCACGGUCAACGCUUCCGACGAAUUCAACUCCACCGAGAGCUCGGAGAAGUCUUACGCCAUCGGUCUCUUCCUAUCCUGCCUCUACACCGUCCUCCUCUUCCCCAUCGGAUUCAUCGGCAACAUCCUGAUCCUGGUGGUCAACCUGAACCACCGCGAGAAGAUGACCAUCCCCGACCUGUACUUCGUCAACCUGGCGGUGGCCGACCUGAUCCUGGUGGCCGACUCGCUCAUCGAGGUGUUCAACCUGAACGAGAAGUACUACGACUACGCCGUGCUGUGCACCUUCAUGUCGCUCUUCCUGCAGGUCAACAUGUACAGCAGCAUCUUCUUCCUCAUGUGGAUGAGCUUCGACCGCUACGUGGCGCUGGCCGGCUCGGUGGGCUGCAGCCCGAUGAGGACCAUGCGCCACGCCAAGCUCAGCUGCGGCCUCAUCUGGAUGGCGUCCAUCCUGGCCACGCUUCUGCCCUUCACCAUCGUACAGACGCAGCACCGCGGCGAGCUCCACUUUUGCUUCGCCAACGUCUUCGAGAUCCAAUGGCUGGAGGUGACCAUCGGCUUCCUGGUGCCCUUCUCCGUCAUCGGCCUGUGCUACUCCCUGAUCGUCCGGAUUCUCAUGCGGGCGCAGAAGCACCGCGGGUUGUGGGCCAGGCGACAGAAGGCGCUGCGUAUGAUCGUGGUGGUGGUACUGGUCUUCUUCAUCUGCUGGUUGCCCGAGAACGUUUUCAUCAGCAUCCAGCUGCUGCAGGGCACGGCCGACCCUGCCCGUAGGACCACCGCCACUCUGUGGCACGACUAUCCUCUGGCGGGCCACAUUGUUAACCUGGCCGCCUUCUCCAACAGCUGCCUCAACCCCAUCAUCUACAGCUUUCUGGGCGAGACCUUCCGGGAUAAGCUGAAGCUCUUUGUCAAGCAGAAGGCCAGCUGGUCUGCCGUCGGUCUCCAUUUGGGACCUUCGGUCAGGACUGGGGUGACGCAGGUCUAAGGACAGAGUGGGAAACAAUACCUCGGAUUUACGCCUCAUGGAUUCAGUCACCUGCUCACUUUAUGAACAAAAAACCCAAAGAUGGAUUCUGUACAUAUUAUCUUGGGUCCACACCAAAACGUUCCCUUGCCUAAAUGCUGCAAGAAAAUAUUCAAAGAAAUCUGCCAAGAUCCCCCCCCCCCCCCGCAUAAUUUUGCGUUUGAUGUUGACCUACAUGUUAGCGUAGCGUAGCGUUCACAGAGGACGCUGUCACAUAAACAACACAAUUUUAUUUGCUCCGUGUAUCUGUCAAAUACUUGUAAUCCAACUGACAUGUUCAGUCCAGCAGUGCGGUGGUGGUCAAAGUAUGGCUUGGGGGGUCACAAACGUUAUUUAAUCAGGGCUAGCAAGCAUGUUAUGCAAUUUCAAAAAGAGAAUGAAAUAUUUAAAAAAAAAAACUAUUUUACUUUCCCCUCACCUUUGUCUGGGUUUUUGUGACAUCAGCUCUUUUAUUUUAUUUCUGGAAAUAAAGACAACAAUUGCACUUUUUCAGCAUUUUGAAGCAUUAUGAUGUCAUAAAAAAAGAAUUAUACAGGACUUUAUGUGAUCGUGUUACGGUAUGAAAUGAGAGCUUUACCGGCCUGCAGACAGUCAACAUGUUUGUCAUGACAAGCAUCCUGAGAUGAUUGUUUGUGUACCAAACCACAAAACUGUUUUUGCAGCUGUAAGCAGACCAGAAGCCCUGGGAAAGUAACAUGGAAGGGGAUACUGUUUUUACUGGUUUUCAUUAAGAGGGUUGCAAAAAUAAUAAAUGAUUACGUCCGUU